UUGCCUUUAUACCCAGCAUCUCCUUUCCUAAAUUUAGAUGUAAAGUCUGCCUCCCCCUUCAUCUCAGACACACUUCCCAUUAGAAUGGAGAGAGCUUGCAAUCAGAGACAGUGUGUAACCAAACCCAGCACAGGCAGGUAAGGGGAGCCGCAGUUAGGCAAGUACCCCAAAGGCAGAGGUAGUGCUCUGGUUACCCGGCGCUAUGGGAGCAUACAUGAGCAUUGUCUCUACUCACUUCUAUUUAUGUGCAGGAGACAGAGGUGAAGAGCAGAGUUCCAAAUGAGGUGAAGAAAAAGAGAAAGGCAGGAUUAGAUACCUUGCAGGUUAGAGAAAGGCAGAGAGGGAAAAGAAGAGGAUGGGAAGAAAAAUCGUCAGGGAGCGGUUUAAGAUUACAAAGGGGAGCAUCAUUCAUAGCUGGCUUGAGUUGUGAUAGACAGCUUAUGCUUUUAGACGAUUGAAGCGGUCCUCCAGUUUUCUAGGGCCUCUGAGGAUGUUCUCCAUCCCUGCUUAAACUUGCUUUUCACAAUCUAGAGUCUGAGGUACACAGAAAGGUAAAGCACAGUGUAAAGCUAGUUGAUAUGAUUGAUCCAAACAUAUUAUAGGCAAAGAAGCCAAAGGGAGGAACAGACAACACCCAAGAGAAGUCAAGUCUUGGGGAACCAAAUGAUUGAGCCUUCGGGGUAAAUAACAAGUCAUGCAAGAACAGGGGUGAAGCUGUUCAGCUGGAGAGACGAGGGAAAGAGGGAUAUAGGCUUCACAAGGCGAGCUAAGCAGUCCAGAGCAAAAUUAGUCCACAGAGAAAGAGGGGGCUGACACUGGACAGAAAAGAGAUCAAGGCUGACUCAAGUCUCUGCUGCCUCUAACCUGAUUAGGGAGAACAGGAGCGGUGAAGGAGCUGAGUUCGGAGACCCGAUCAGCAGAAAGUUCAAGCCAGCAAGAAAAGAAGAAAAAAGAGAAGGAAUUACAAGAGGGAGCCUGACGAAAGAAGCCUCUUAAAUCUGGGAGCUGGAAUUGGAGCCGCAGGAACUGCAGAGGGGAAGCCACAAAACCGCAGUGAAGAUGCCUGCUAACGGAAACCAUCCCUUGAAGUUACAGUUUGGUCUCAUCAAUCAUGAGGGUCGUUACCUCACUGCAGAAAACUUUGGUUUCAAGCUGAAUGCAUCAGCUCCAAGCCUAAAGAAGAAGCAGAUAUGGACUCUAGAGCAAGACUCCCAGGAGACCCAAGUUGUGUAUUUACGCAGUCAUCUGGGACGCUACUUGGCUUCUGACAAAGAUGGCAAAGUCACCUGUGAGGCAGAUGGCCAUAACUCCGACUGCCGCUUCCUCAUCAUACCGCAGUCAGACGGCCGCUGGGCCCUCCAGUCUGAGCAAUACCUCCGCUUCUUCGGUGGCUCUCGUGACUACCUGUCUUGUUUCGCUCAGAUAAUCACAGAUGCCGAGCUUUGGGCAAUGCACCUGGCUCUGCAUCCGCAAGCCAACCUGCUGUCUGUCGCCCGUAAGCGCUAUGCCCACCUCUCUACGGAGGAUGGGGAAAUCGCCGUGGACAGGAACAUUCCAUGGGGUGUUGAGGCGCUCCUGACUCUCGUCUACCUGAACGGGAAGUACUGCUUAAAGACCUGUGACAGCCGCUUCCUCAGCAGCGAUGGAAAGCUGCUGAAAGAGAAUGGGAGGGCCACAGCAUACACACUGGAGCUGAAGUGUGGGAAGCUUGCCUUUAAAGACUGUGAGGGAAAAUAUUUGUCUCCCAUGGGCCCCACAGGGACCCUGAGGUCAGGACGAUGCUCCAAGCCAGGCAAAGAUGAACUGUUUGACUUGGAGGAGAGCCACCCACAAGUGGUUUUGAUAGCAGCUAAUGGCCGUUAUGUCUCCAACAGACAAGGAGUAAGCCUGGCCGCUAAUCAAGAAGACGAAACUGACAUGGAGACGUUUCAGAUGGAGAUCGACAGGGACACCAAGAUGUGCACCUUCCGAACCAGCCAAGGUUUCUACUGGGCCCUGGUGGCUCACGGCGGCGUCCAGAGCAUCGCCACACAAGUAUCUGCAAACACCAUGUUUUCAGUGGAAUGGCUUAGCCACAAGGUGGCGAUAAAAGCAAGCAAUGGCAAAUACAUCUGCACCAAGAAGAAUGGCCAGUUACUGGCAGUCAGUGACACCAUAGGUGAGGACGAGCAGCUCACUCUGAAACUGAUCAACCGGCCCAUGCUGAUCCUGAGAGGGGACAACGGCUUCAUCUGCCACCACAGGAACUCCAACACGCUGGACGCCAGCAGAUCAGUCUACGACAUCUUCACCCUGAAGUACAGCAGUGGAGCCUAUCACAUUAAAGGUGUGGAUGGGCGGUUCUGGUACGUGAACAGCGGCGGGCUGGUGUGUGCAGACGGCGAGGCUCCGGAGGAUUUCACCCUGGAGCUCCUGGAGCGUGGCCGGCUUGCCAUCAGAGGGAAAAACGGAAAAUACCUACGCGGAGACCAGGGAGGGACGCUGAAGGGAGACGGACUGAGCCUCAGCAGCUCGGCUCUGUGGGAAUUCUAGAGCGAACCAAUACGAGACCCAACUGUUCUGCCAGGCUCGGAGAUUCAGAGGAGAGUCUCUAAAGUUUCCUGGUGCUGAAGAAGGGGUUGGAUGUUCAGCUGAAGAAGAGCUGGAGGAGAGACCAUGCAGUAUGAUCAGCCAACAGAAGUAUUUUCCAAGAUCUGUAGCCUCAAAAUUAGCCUGAAUAAACAUUAGUUUGGUGUUUUUCUUUUAGAUUGUUUUCCAGUAGAUACUUGAUGCAAGAAGAAAUUCAUGUCUGAAACUGUAGAAAUAAAGGCAUUCAGUCAUAAGUGGAAAUUUUCUCUUCUUUGCCUUCACUUUAUGCUAUUAAAAUCGGGCGCUAACAGAUGUAGAAGUUAAUCAUGGGUACAAAAUAAAUCUCAAACUAAUUUAGGGAUUAAGUGAUGUAUUUCAGGCUGGUGUGAUCAUAACAGACUCCAAUGUUUUUUUUUCAGAACAAGAAUCUAUGAACACAAGAGCUUCUGUAAUUUCUAAAUUUCAAAAAAUUGUUGCUGGGAAAACCCACUUAUUGUAUCAAACAACAAGCUUCCAGGAGAACUUUGAAUAUUUGAUCACCCAAAUGAUAGUUCACGUUUAAAUGGGUUUGCUUCCUGGCAAAGAACCAGCUUUUAAAUCCAGUUCAUCCAUUUUUGAUAAGGCUGAGGUUUGGGCCAUAUUAAUAACCUGCGCUGUCCAUUCCACGUGUGUUUAUAGGCUUUUAUUUCACGCUGAAGUUAAAGAAUUUCAAAUGGUCCUCCUUUAUCAUACCACCAAAAUUCUGAUCUGAUUACAGAAAGUCCAAGACAAAUUUACGAUUGUGGAGUUUAAAAUGCAUCACUGGCCAAGUUUUCAUUACAAAUGCUCGCAAAACUUUGUUAAUAUUCCACUAAUAUAAAAAAAAACAACACAAUUUUGCUAUUUUGCCGUUUUCAUUGAAUAUGAAACGCAAUUCAAAUCAGACGUGAUUAUCCUCCUACCACUUCCCCAGAUAGCACAAAAUGUUAAAUCAACGUUG
Messenger RNA from Poecilia reticulata (guppy), 3547 nucleotides. RefSeq names its product fascin actin-bundling protein 2b, retinal (gene fscn2b). Lineage: Eukaryota; Metazoa; Chordata; Actinopteri; Cyprinodontiformes; Poeciliidae. Gene Ontology annotation, cellular component: actin cytoskeleton; cytoplasm. Gene Ontology annotation, biological process: establishment or maintenance of cell polarity; cell migration; actin filament bundle assembly. Gene Ontology annotation, molecular function: actin filament binding; protein-macromolecule adaptor activity. The record is from RefSeq and is a predicted model, not a curated record.